GCGCCUUGCUCGCUUGUGGCAGCGAGUUUGUGCCUCUCGUGCGAUCUCUCGUCUUAUCACGCGUUCGUCGUUUGCUAUCUGUGGUGGAACCUCCUCUCGGAGUCUGUGAUCGUCGUGUUUGAUUGAUCGAUACCCGCUCUGCUCCGCUCCUUGAUUGCACGGAAACGUUUUAAGAAUGUCGUACAACAUAACCGCAAUGCCCGCGUGCCCGGAGCCGUUCUUAGGACCGAGCCUCGGUGCCAACUGUCCAGGCCCACAAUUUUUGACUUUCAUGACGCUUUUGGAUACUUUCGUUCGCACGCAAGCUGACAUUUCUCAGCUCUGCGAGCGAGUGAGACCGGUCAAGAUGCCUGAACAGAACUAUGACUUCAUCGUCGUCGGUGGUGGAACUGCAGGUUCGGUUGUGGCAUCAAGACUUAGCGAACACCCCUACUGGAAAGUCCUGUUACUGGAAGCAGGCCCCGACGAGCCUCCAGGUGCCGACAUUCCCAGCAUGGUGGGAAUGUUCCUAGGCAGCGAGCUCGACUGGAUGUAUACGACUGUAAACGAGCAGAACGCGUGCCUGUCGACCGGAGGAUCAUGCUAUUGGGGACGAGGCAAGGUCCUUGGAGGAACAUCGGUGCACAAUGGCAUGAUGUACAUGCGAGGACACCCCAAGGACUACAACGACUGGGUGGAUAUGGGCAACGUGGGAUGGUCCUGGGACGAGGUUCUGCCUUACUUCAUGUGCUCUGAGAAUAACACAGAAAUUAACCGAGUGGGCCGGAAACGACACGCUACAGACGGGUUGCUCAACGUAGGGAGGUUCCCUUCGAUACCAGCAAUAUCCAAAGACAUCCUCGCAGCAGCCGCGGAACAGGGUUACACUAUUUCAGAGGACCUCAACGGGGACCAAUUCACCGGGUUCACGAUUGCCCAAGCGAUGCAGAAAAGAGGAGUUAGGCAUAGCUCUGCAUCAGCCUUCCUGCGACCUGUUCGGUACAGGCAGAACCUCCAGGUGGCCCUCAACGCCACCGCUACUAGGAUCAUUGUUGAAAAUGGGAAAGCUGUAGGCGUGGAAUACUAUCAAUACGGUCAACGUCGAGUCGCUCGAGCCAGACUCGAGGUAGUCGUUUCUGGAGGAACGGUUAACUCCCCUCAGUUGUUGCUGCUGUCUGGAAUUGGACCAAAGGAACACUUGCAAGCUGUCAACGUCAGUGUCGUUCACGAUCUUCCAGGCGUGGGAGAGAAUCUACACAAUCACGUGUCUUACACCAUAUCCUUCUCCAUCAACCAGCCAAACGAGUACGACCUGUCCUGGGCGGCGGCUGUCGAAUACGUUGCGUUCCAGACUGGACCACUGGCGUCCACUGGCCUGUCCCAAAUGACAGGAAUUAUCCCCUCGUCGUACACCACUCCUGACCACCCUGAUCUUCAGCUGUUCUUCGCUGGAUAUCAAGCAUCCUGCAGCGCUACUGGAGAGCUGGGAGCCCGCAUGAGCAACGGACCUCGAAGCAUAAGCAUUUCGCCUACGAAUCUUCAUCCACGCAGCAGAGGAACUCUUCGUUUGGCCAGCAAGGAUCCCUUCGCCCAUCCCUUAAUGACUGCAAACUAUCUGUCCGACGAUCUGGACGUGGCCGUCCUUGUCGAUGGAAUUAAGAAAGCUCUCGCCUUCAGUAACACCACCACCAUGGCGAAGUACAAUAUGACACUAAGCGAGACACCUCUGCAGGCUUGCUCACAGUACCAGUUCCUCAGCAACGACUACUGGAGCUGCGCCGUGCGCCAGAACACGGGCCCGGAGAACCACCAGGCUGGCUCCUGCAAAAUGGGCCCCGCCAGCGACCGCAUGGCCGUGGUGAACCCUCGACUAUGCGUACAUGGCAUCAAGGGACUGCGGGUUGCUGACAUGUCCAUCGUGCCGCGGCUGAUGUCCAGCAACACGGCCGCUGCUGCGAUAAUGAUCGGCGAGAGAGCGGCAGCCUUCAUCAAAGAGGACUGGGGUGUCAGCGGAACACAAUGUUCCCGUUCUACGAUCGACAACUCGCUGGAUCUAUUGCUCUGGGGGAUCAAGUACAUCGACUGGGAUCAGAGUAUCUGGUAGCCAAGAUCCUCGAUCGAUCUAGUCCACGAUUCAGCCGAGUCUCGUUCGCCAGGCGAAUUUACCGAGUAACGUCGCCAAAGAGACGCCCCCACGAAAGGAUGCCUGCCUUUCCCUUCGCCAACGUGAUCCAGAGUCGAUCGAAGCGCGUGGAACGAGAAAACCAACGAACACCGACACUAGCCUUCGUCCAACUGUUACCGAUAUCGUUACCACCGCGAUCUUCCUGCGACCUCUGCUCUCGUGGCGCAUGGUCGAGUCCGCGUCGAGCCCACGUAACUCGAAUCCGACCCGAAACUCACUUCGAGACUUUGUUCGAUUCGGAUGCGUUUACGCAUGCUCGAAUCUCUGUAUGCCAUUUCGUGAGAUGUUUCCUCUCUUAAGCGAAUAAAGAUUGAGUUGUUGCAACGACAAUUUCACGCGAUGCAUCGAUCUGCUUCUGCACGAGCUUAAAAUAGUACUGAAAUUAAUUCUCAUCCGUCCACUUGUUAUCUGAAAGUAUUAAAUCCAACGCAAACGAAUUUCAGACGCAGAGAUUAGAUUCUAUCAAGGUAACAUCGUUGUUACAUGAUUAUAUUUGCGCGGUUGUUUGUCACUGUCUCCAAAUUGGUUUUAUGUAGAUUCACGUGUUUGUGUUGCUUCACGUUGAAAAACAAAAGGGACGUCAGAUUCCGAGAAUCGGAUACGUCCCGUCGCUUGUCCUCAAUUUGAGAAAAACUUCCAUAGUUCGUGCAAGUGAAAUGAUGCAGAUAGACUAUGUUACAUUUCGAACAGUGUCCCGCUCCUGAUUGCCGUCAGUGGUUUUUUAACGAGUUCAUCGUGCUGAUUAGUCAACCAUAAUACGUUCGUCAAGAACGUCGAAUGACCAACGACGUUGUAGUCGAACCGUGACUAACAGGCUACAAAAUAAUGUCCCGAUUAGCUACCGUCCGCGAUGGAAGUUCGACACUCCAUUGGCUAGAUCUUAACCGAGCAAAAAUUGAAAUUCUAACGAGAGCUUCGAGAAAGGGAGCUUUAACCACUUCUCAAGACCAAAGAGAUUCGGUACUGCCCGCGUCCAGGAGCAGCCAGCCAAUAAGUAUAAGUUAGCUCGUCAGCGAUACGGGAGAAAGCAACAUCGGCGACUGUAAAUCAAAAUGUUGUAAAUAAAAUAGUAUCUAUGACAGAA
Messenger RNA from Hylaeus anthracinus, 3248 nucleotides. Its product is annotated as glucose dehydrogenase [FAD, quinone]-like. The transcript is spliced from 10 exons. Bases 176 to 2083 code for a protein of 635 amino acids. The record is from RefSeq and is a predicted model, not a curated record. NCBI's taxonomy places the organism in Eukaryota, Metazoa, Arthropoda, Insecta, Hymenoptera, Colletidae. Gene Ontology annotation, molecular function: flavin adenine dinucleotide binding; oxidoreductase activity, acting on CH-OH group of donors.